This is a messenger RNA of Chinchilla lanigera (long-tailed chinchilla), 5454 nucleotides long. RefSeq names its product phospholipase A2, group IVE (gene Pla2g4e). Lineage: Eukaryota; Metazoa; Chordata; Mammalia; Rodentia; Chinchillidae. The transcript is spliced from 20 exons. Gene Ontology annotation, cellular component: cytosol. Gene Ontology annotation, biological process: glycerophospholipid catabolic process. The record is from RefSeq and is a predicted model, not a curated record. Gene Ontology annotation, molecular function: calcium-dependent phospholipid binding; calcium ion binding. The coding region runs from base 299 to 2872 and encodes 857 amino acids.
GUGCUGCCCAAGGUGAGCAUGGUUUUAGGCCCUGGUUUCCCUCUACAAGGCUUAGACUUUCUCACCACCAGAGCGGGCCCAGCUGUUUGAAAUCCUCCCAGAGUGAGGGCCUCUGUUAGCUCAGCUCUGACUUCCUUCACCUCCUUAAUAAUUCAUCUGGCUCUUCUUCAGCGGAAACCUGAUGACAGCCCUGCCACUUUCUUAACAAAACGUCCUUGAAAUUCCCAGGAGUCUCCCACCAUCCCAUCCCUUGGCUCCACACAACUGUUCUGAGCCCAGCUCAGGGGACGAGCCUGGAAUGAAUCCGCAGCCCUCAGAAAGCGCCUGUGGCCUGGGAACUCUGAGCCCCCAAGGGGAUGAAGAAGACAGUGGUUCCGGAAGACAUUCCAGUGAGUGGGGAGAUACACAAGACCUGGAGACUCUCCAUCGCCCACCUUUACUUCUCGUGGCCCCUUGUGGCUCUCAGGAGGGGCUGUCACCAUGCCACCUGUUGACGGUGAGGGUCAUCCGGAUGAAAAACGUCCGGCAGGCUGAUAUAUUGAGCCAAACAGACUGCUUUGUGAGCCUCUGGCUGCCCACUGCCUCUCAGGAGAAACUGAGGACCAGGACCAUCUCCAACUGCCCAAACCCAGAGUGGAAUGAAACCUUCAGCUUCCACAUCCAGAGCCAAGUGAAGAACGUGCUAGAGCUGAGCAUCUGCGAUGAAGACACAGUCACACCCAACGACCAUCUCUUGACAGUGCUCUAUGACCUCUCCAAGCUCUGCUUCCGGAAGAAAGUCCAUGUGAAGUUCCCAUUCAGCCCAGAGAGCUUGGAAGAGCUGGAGGUGGAGUUCCUGCUGGCAGAGAGCCCCUCUCCGCCGGAGACCCUCAUCACCAAUGGCGUGCUGGUGUCUCGCCAAGUCUCCUGCCUGGAGGUUCAUGCGGAAUCCAGAAGGCAGAGGAAGAGGAAGAAAAUGAAAGACCUGUUGGUGACGGUGACCGAAUCCUUCGAGAACACCCAGCGCAUCUCACCCCGCAGGGAGCCCUGCUGCCCAGACCCUGCCUCCUUCCACUACCCCAAGUUCUUCCAGCCCCGCUUGGACGUGGCUGUGCCUAAGAGCCACUGGGACUGUUUGCUUGGCUGCUGCAGGGCACACAAGAACGGUCCUGUCAGCCAGCCCCUCGACUGCCUUUCCGAUGGCCAAGCUGCGAUCCUGCCUGUGGGUGAGAACUAUGAAUUACACAUGAAGUCCACGCCCUGCCCUGACACACUGGAUGUACGGCUGGGCUUCAACCUAUGCCCCGAAGAGCUGGAAUUUCUGGAAAAACGGAGGGUGGUGGUGGCCAAGGCGCUGAAGCAAGUGCUGCAGCUGGAGGAGGACCUGACCGAGGAUGAGGUACCACUGAUAGCCAUCAUGGCCACCGGGGGCGGAGCAAGGUCCAUGACCUCCCUGUACGGCCACCUGCUGGGACUGCAGAAGCUGAACCUUCUGGACUGCAGCAGUUACAUCACCGGCCUGUCUGGGUCCACCUGGACUAUGGCUACCUUAUACCGUGACCCUGAAUGGUCCUCCAAAAACCUGGAGCCUGCUAUCUUCGAGGCCCGGAGACAUGCCGUCAAAGACAAGAUGCCCUCCCUCUUCCCAGAUCAGCUCUACAAAUUCAAGGAGCAACUCCGCCAGCGCAGCCAGGAAGGCUACAAGGUCACCUUCACAGACUUCUGGGGCCUGCUGAUUGAGUCCUGUCUGGGGGAUGAGAGUAGUGACUGCAAAUUGUCAGACCAGCGUGCCGCUGUGUGCCGGGGCCAGAACCCCCUGCCCAUCUACCUCACCAUCAAUGUCAAGGAUGAUGUAAGCAACCAGGAUUUCAGAGAGUGGUGCGAGUUCUCCCCCUACGAGGUGGGCAUGCAGAAGUACGGGGCCUUCAUCCCCACCGAGCUCUUCGGCUCUGAGUUCUUCAUGGGACGGCUGAUGAAGAGGAUCCCUGAGUCGCGAAUGUGCUACAUGCUAGGUUUGUGGAGCAGCAUCUUCUCCCUGAACCUGCUCGAUGCCUGGAAUCUGUGCAAUACCUCCGAGGAGUUUUUCCACAGAUGGACGAGGGAGACGAUACAUGACAUCGAUGAGCCACUCCUGCCUGAAAUCCCCAAAUGUAAUACUAACGUCCUGGAGACCUCAGUAGUGACCCCAGCAUCCCGGCUGUCCAAUACUUUCCGAGAGAUCCUCACCUACCGGUCCUUCGUGUCUGAGUUCCACAACUUUAUGUAUGGGCUGCACCUGCACACUGACUAUCUCCAGAACAGCCAGUUCCAGAAGUGGAAAGACACAGUGCUGGACACCUUUCCAAACCAGCUGACAGAGUUUGCAAAACACUUGUACCUGCUGGACACGGCAUUCUUCGUCAACUCCAGCUGUGCACCCCUCCUCCGGCAGGAGAGAAAAGCCGACCUCAUCAUCCACCUCAAUUACUGUGCAGGGUCCCAGACAAAGCCCAUGAAACAGACCUGUGAGUACUGCACCGUGCAGGGCAUCCCUUUCCCCAGCUAUGACAUCCAGGAUGAUGACGAAAGCCUCCAGGAGUGCUACCUGAUGGAGCAGCCCCAGGAUCCUGAUGUCCCCAUUGUGACUUUCUUCCCGCUCAUCAGUGACACCUUCCAGAAGUACAAGGCACCAGGUGUGGAGCGGAGCCCCGAGGAGAUGGAGCUGGGCCAAGUUGACAUUUAUGGCCCCAAAUCUCCCUACGCCACCAAGGAGCUGACAUACACAGAGGCUGCCUUUGACAAGCUGGUGAAGCUCUCGGAGUACAACAUCCUGAAUAACAAAGACAAGCUCCUCCAGGCCCUGCGCCUGGCGGUGGAGAAGAAGAAACGCCUGAAGAGCCAGUGUCCUUCCUAGGCCCAGGGAGCCCCACCCGUCCUGCGUCUACUGCUGUCAGAGCUGCAGCCAUCGCAGGCCACGCCACCAGCCCUGCUCUCUGCUCAGGAAGGCAGGCAGGUGGCCUGGGCUUUCCACCCAAAAACAUCAUGAGAAGGGAGAAAGGAGCCAUACUGGGGUUUUAUACCUGUGGGAUUUCUUUCCCUACUUCCCUACCGGGAAGAGUGAUGGCCAUGGGCUCCCAACGUUCUCCUCAAGCACAGAGAGAAGUGUGGCCUGAGAGAGGGGCUGGUUCCCAAGAACCUCAGGCUCGGAGCCCUCUCCUCCCUCUCCCUCCUCCCACAGUGAGCCUAGGGGAUGCUCAGGAGGAGUGAGAAAGACUCCUAGUUUCUCUGCAAAAAUGCUUUUCAAAUUUUAAGGUAAUUGCAUCUUAUAUUUAUCAUCAAAAUACUUUAUGAUUUUGAAUUUUAUGAAUCAGGGUAUUAGUAGGAAGCCGGAUGCUAGGAGACCUAGAUGGAGAACUAGGGAUAUCCUAGUGUCUGCACCAACAAAGCCAAACCAGUCACCCAUGGCACCUGCCCAGAACCAGGGGCUGCUGACGCCUGCAAUCCCAACCAGGCAGCCACGCUGAGCACCCAGUGCCAACAAAACGCCAAGCGAAGUGUGGGCUCCCAGAGUGGGGAUCUAGGCUGGGGAUCUGGGCAGGCUACAAAAGACGGCCUCAGGUGAGCAGAGUGCCCAGUGCUGCCCACACACCUCUCAUCUCUCUCACUGCCCUGGCCGCCUGGUUUACAGGUGAGAUUAUUUAUUUCUAAGUGUGAUCCCAAAGCCAGUAUACUCCAGCCCUUGGAGAACGAAGGGAGGAAGGAGCAAGUUGGACAGGCCAGGGCAGCCCUCCCAGAAAGAACUACUCCUCCCUGCCCUGCUCAGAGAUGGCUUCCCACCAAAUCCUGGGAAACCAUGGGACGCAGAGAAGCCCAGUCAUUGUGACCGGGUCUCCCUGCGGGUCAGGGACUUAAAUGAAGAAAGGUGUCACCUGAGCCACUGAUGUGCCCUGGCUGAUGGGCACAGAAGGACAGAAAGGCACGUGGUCUGGGCAGAGCCCGGCAAGCCGUGUGGGGCCACUCUCCUCCCUAAGCAGUUCUUUGUUGUUGGGAAAUGAAUGGGGACAGGUACUCCAAACUUAGAAAAAGUGGGCUGUCAUUUACAUCCCUGCUGCUCAGGGUGUGGUGGGGAGCUGGUUAGAAAUGCAGAUGUGCAGGGACUGCGCAGCCACCCUGAAUGGAACUGCACUGUAAAGAGACUCAGGCCUCCUUUCCCAUGCCACCCCACCCUUGUGUGGUUCCUGUGUGAGUUAAAGUUGGAAAGGAAGCCGAGCUACCAGCGUAGUGGCACAGCCUGUAAUCCCAGUGUUACUGCGAGAUGGGCAGGGAUAGUCCAGGCCCUUGUGUACAAUGAGCAAUGCAUUUGCAAGCAUACACUAAGUGAAAAGCAGCCGCAUUUACUGAAGAUCACAAGAAACUGUGCUCAGGGCAAGUCUAUGCCAAGGAAAGACAUGGCACAGACAGAAAGUGGUGCCAGGGUGAGAGGAAAGUAAAAACACUGCGCACAAAACACAGCACACAGCAACAGCCACUGAUAAAUCAGGCUUUCAGAAUUUAAAGGUCUGCACCUCAGCCCAGCUGCCUCCCCUCAGUCUCUAGGUGUGAUGGACAGGCAUGAUUGAGACCGUGCUGUGUUAUCUCAGGGGCUCUCAGCACACAUGCUUGUCCCAGAAUUCACUUUGAUCUUUUUUUUUUUUUUUUUCACUUUGAUCUUAAUUACAUGCAUGGAUGAAGUACAUAUUUAUGAACCCUUAAUGAGGUAGGGUGAAGAUGACUAAAUGUCAGGCUAGGAGAUGCAACACACGUGUUCUUGUCUAGGGCAUCAAAGAUCUCCUGAGUUCUUGUGUGAUUCGCUACCUCUGGUAAGACAAUGGAAGGAGGAAUGGCCAGGGUGCUGUUCAAAAUUAAAUGGAUGGAAGGAAGUGACUUCCUCAGCUCCAUUGUUUCUAAGGGUACUACCAGCCUCUGGAGGGCUGAUGCAGGAGGACAGCAAGCUGGAGCGAAGCCCGGGCAAUUUAGGAACUUAGAUUCUAUCUCAAAAUAAAAAAGGGCUGGGUGUGUAGCUCAGUGCAAAAGCCCUGGGUUCAGUUCCUAAUGACACAAAAGAGGAAAGAGCACAGGAAGGAAGGGAAGUGAAGGGGAAAGAGUUAGAAAGCAGUGGACUUACACCACUGUCCCCUACAAGCUUGGACACCAUAACUCCUUCGACUCUCUUGAGGCACCGGGAAGCUGGUGCCUCAAGGAUCAGGACCCGCAACACCAGUCUCCACCUGAGACCUAAUCCGUGUAUCACCCCUCUCCCCUCUGCCAGGGCAGCCCUACCCCACUCUGCCCUCCCAGCUGCAAGCAUGGGGUUCCCUAACUUCAGAGCAAGCAGGCACAGGCCUGUCUGCUUUGAGGGAAAGGUGGUCCUGCCUUGGGUCCAUCACAGUGUGAAGUGAAAUGUGUACCAUCAUUUUACUAUUUGAGCACAGAAUAAAAUGGCCAUGUGAUUGUGGA